AUCCCUUUAUCAGUCCCCUGCAGGUCUGAGAUCAGCUCACUCACCAUGUCCUACUCAACCAACAUGAGGUUCCGACUCCCCGCUUUAGCCCUUGCGCUGGAAAUAAUAAUUAUUAUUUUAUUUGGAAUAUUCGUCAAAUACGACACCAGCGAGCACAAUGAUCCUCAACACAAUUCCACGGCUGGUUACAGCCAAUUCCUCAGCCUGUAUCCUUUAUUCCAGGAUGUCCAUGUCAUGAUCUUCGUUGGGUUCGGUUUCCUGAUGACAUUUCUAAAGAGAUAUGGGUUCAGCAGUGUCGGGGUCAAUAUGCUCAUUGCUGCACUGGGACUUCAGUGGGGAAUAUUAAUGCAAGGAUUCUGGCACCUUCAUCAUGGGAAAAUUGAAGUCGAUAUAUUAAAAAUGAUCAAUGCUGAUUUCAGUACCGCGACUGUCCUGAUCUCAUUCGGUGCUGUCCUGGGGAAGACAAGUCCAGUCCAAAUGCUAAUCAUGGCAAUUAUAGAAAUUGCUAUAUUUGCUGGCAAUGAGCAUCUGGCUGGAAUGCUGGGGGCGAGUGACAUCGGCGCUUCCAUGACCAUUCAUACCUUUGGAGCUUACUUUGGCCUGGCGGCUGCAGUGGUUUUAUACCGUCCUUCGCUGAAAAAUGGCCAUGAAAACGAAGGGUCUGUUUAUCACUCGGAUUUGUUUGCUAUGAUCGGAACCCUUUUCCUCUGGAUGUUUUGGCCAAGCUUCAAUUCUGCCAUUGCCGAUCCUGGCAUGAACCAACAAAUGGCCAUUAUUAACACUUACUUUUCCUUGGCUGCCAGCGUGCUCACUGCCUAUGCUAUUUCCAGCUUUGUUGAACACAAAGGCAAAUUGGAUAUGGUUCAUAUCCAAAAUGCCACCUUAGCUGGGGGAGUGGCAGUCGGUACAUGCGCUGAUAUGAACAUCGGGCCUUUUGGAGCCAUGAUCAUUGGAUUCACAGCUGGAAUCAUUUCAACCCUUGGCUUCAAAUUCCUGACUCCAUUCUUGGCAACAAAGUUGCGUAUACAAGAUACAUGUGGCGUGCACAACUUGCAUGGUUUGCCCGGCAUCUUGGGAGGACUUGCAGGGAUAGUGUCUGCAGCAGUCGGAGCUAAAGAAGGCUGCACCCCAGCUAUGCAAGCUGCUUCAUUGGCUGCAACACUGGGAAUCUCUAUUGUUGGAGGAGCUCUCACAGGAUUUAUCCUUAAGUUGCCUUUCUUGGGCCAGCCACCUGACCAAAAUUGCUAUGAUGAUUCCAUUUAUUGGGAGGUCCCCCUAGAAGAACCUGAACAGGAAAACCAACACCAGAAUGAACAUGGGAAAAUUUUAGAAGCAUAAACAGGAUAUACACUAUAUUCUGCCCCCACCCACCAUCUUUUUUAUUCUUUUACUAAUAAACGCCAACAUUCACUUAACCUCCUUUCUAAUAAAUUGUAAAUUGGGUCAACAACUGCACAAACCAUUUGACCCAUAAGUAGUGAUGAGUGAAUUUUUUUUGCCAGGCUUUGCCAUCUGCAAAUGUUUUCGCAACAAAAAAUUCACAACAACAAAUAAGUUGCUGCAAAAAAAAUGCCUACGACUUUAAUGCUUUUUGAGUGAAAAAUAAUUUGAGAAAAAACACCCCUUGACUUUGAUGCAUUUGGAGUGAAAAAAUGUUGUGUGAAAAAAAAAAUCGCCACCUUUUGAGAAUGCUGUUUGCAAAUUUUUCCUCAUUGUAGCAAAAAAUUUUGCAGAACAGAUUCGCACAUCACUA
Xenopus laevis (African clawed frog) is the source of this 1753-nucleotide messenger RNA. RefSeq names its product Rh associated glycoprotein L homeolog (gene rhag.L). The record is from RefSeq and is a predicted model, not a curated record. NCBI's taxonomy places the organism in Eukaryota, Metazoa, Chordata, Amphibia, Anura, Pipidae. Bases 46 to 1338 code for a protein of 430 amino acids. The transcript has 10 exons.